Eruca vesicaria subsp. sativa (arugula) is the source of this 1467-nucleotide messenger RNA. NCBI's taxonomy places the organism in Eukaryota, Viridiplantae, Streptophyta, Magnoliopsida, Brassicales, Brassicaceae. The record is from the annotation of a GenBank genome assembly.
AUGAUGCAAGCAACCAUUGCUGCGGCUCGACAGCGGCGCUUCCGGGAGUUCCUAAAAGAAGGUUCUGUCUACAGCCUAAGUGGAUUUGAUGUGGCUCGCAGCAACACAAAAUACCGUGUUUCUGAUGCGGCCUUCUCAAUACGGUUCAAUGAUGGAACUCUGUUAGCGAAGAUUGAGUCCACCGACCGAACCAUACCAACGGAGAUUUUCCGGUUUCGACCCUACAACACCAUACUUGGGUUAGGCAACCGUGGUGAAGAUCUCCCAGAUGUUUUGGGAGAGCUGACUGCGAUUAAGAGCACCAUCACGGAUGGUAUACCAGGGGCACAACGUGUGAUGUUGACUUUAAGGAUUGAAAGCGAGUUCAACGUGUGUGUGAGUAUGUUUGACGCUCAGGCUCUUGCAUUACAUAGGCGUUUGGAGAGCUUUGGUAGAGAGCCUAGGGUUGUUCUUGUCACCGGCAUAAAUCCAAAGAUAGUUUCUGGGAACUUAUAUCUCAAUGGGACCUCUGCCACUCAUUUUUAUUUUGACUCUGAGACAGCUGCAGGGAAAGCUUUGUAUGACAGUCUACCAGGUGGUGUGUCAAGCCAGUCUGGGUCUCCAUCGAAGGUCCUUCACUCACAGAAGAUAGAACCUCUUACCGUUGCUGAGUUAAACCAGUUUGUUAUCCCUGCUGAGCCUCAGAUAAUUGAAUUCCUCUGUACGGCCAAAGUGACAGAGAUUCAGAAAGAUGAGGGAUGGUGCUAUAUCGGCUGUUCUAAGUGUUCUAAGAAACUUAUCCGAGAGGAAACUUCGUUCACAUGUGUACACUGCAAUGAAAGUAAUCCUGUUGCAGAGCUGAGGUACCGUGUCAUACUAUGUGUGUCUGACGCCAGUGACACAGCAUUCUUCCUAGGUUUUGAUACGGAAAUUGCUAAGUUAACGCUCAUUCGGGCUUCUGAGUCUGCUCAAAUAGUGGGAAUAGGUAUCAAUGCUGAGGUUGACACUGAGUUGCCACAAUCGCUCGCUGGUAUUGUUGGAAAUACAUACACGUUCCAGAUGAAAUUGAAAGACUACAACUUCACACCAAACCACAAGACCUUCACCAUCUCCCGCAUCUUCCCUGCACAGGACCUUUCCCCAAAACCAACUUUCGAUGAGGGUGAACAUGUCUCACAGCCAUCAGCUCCUCAGCCUCGUCAAUCAAGCACAACGGAUACCUCCGCUGAACCCACCAACGUUGGUGGAGAGGAAAUUACAGGUGUAGGUUUGCCGACUGGUGGUUUACCGGCGUCCAAAGAUGGAAGUAUCCUUGCUGAGAAAGCUUUGAAGAGGCCACGGGUGGAAUGAUACCACCGUUUUAAUAUUAACAACCACUUAUCUCCUUUUAUCGUUUUGUUGUCUGGCGUUAAACGUUUUCUUCUCGGAUUUUUCUUUGUUUUGUUUUUUAGAAAUACCUUUUAUUAUGUGGUUGUUAUAAGGUUCUCC